Molecule: messenger RNA, 1810 nt
Organism: Hippocampus zosterae (dwarf seahorse)
Lineage: Eukaryota; Metazoa; Chordata; Actinopteri; Syngnathiformes; Syngnathidae
Gene: mafba
Product: v-maf avian musculoaponeurotic fibrosarcoma oncogene homolog Ba
Exons: 2
Coding region: 243-1508 (421 amino acids)
Biological process (GO): regulation of transcription by RNA polymerase II
Cellular component (GO): nucleus
Molecular function (GO): RNA polymerase II cis-regulatory region sequence-specific DNA binding; DNA-binding transcription factor activity, RNA polymerase II-specific
Source: RefSeq, a predicted model, not a curated record
AGGCUGGCUGCAAGCGCAGACCGCUUGAUGCUGGAGUUGAGGCGCGAGGGAAAGCGCGAGAGAGCCGCGUGAAAUCUCUGCGGUGCAGAGCUGGAAAAGCAGCUUCUCGGCGAAAAUCAGACGCCCUAUUAAUCUGCUCCCUGGUUCCCUUUAUUUUUUUUUUCCUGGAGAAAAAAAAGAGGACUUACCAAGAAGUUGCAACGAGGACUGGUUCCCGUCUCGGCGAGCAAACUUGGUAUUUCAUGCUACAGCAAGUCACCGCGCAGCGCUGGAUGAACCAAAAGAACAACUGCAUGAAACAAGAAAGGAGAGAAGAGACGCUGAUUCCCAAAUCCGUUUUGGCGACACUCGCAAGCUCCUUUGCGAACCUGCAAAAGAGUCGCGACGGCAGCAUGAGCGCAGAGUUGAGCAUGGGCCCGGAGUUACCCAGCAGCCCUCUGGCUCUGGAAUAUGUCAACGAUUUUGACCUGAUGAAGUUUGACGUCAAGAAGGAGGGUUUGGCCGGCCUGGAACGCGGAGGAGUGCGUCAGUGCAACCGCCUCCAAGCGCAAGGCUCCGUGUCGUCCACGCCGAUCAGCACGCCUUGCAGUUCGGUGCCUUCGUCGCCCAGCUUCAGCCCCACGGAGCAAAAGAACCACCUGGAGGAGCUGUACUGGCUUCCCGGCGGCGGCUACCACCAGCAGAUGGACCCGCAGACUCUCAGCCUCACCCCCGAGGACGCGGUGGAGGCCCUGAUCGGUGCCACGACCCACGGCCAUCCUGCGCCGCCGCCACACGUCCAGCAGCAGCUGCAGCAGCAGCAGCACCAAGCCGCCUUCGAGGGCUACAGGGGUCCGCAUCACCACCACGGCCACCACGGCCACGGCCAGCCUCACCACCACCCGUACGCGGGGGCUAUGAGCCACCACGCCGAGGAGCUGUCAGCUCACCCGGGGGCGCACAGCCACCCGCACGGCCAGCAGCAUCAUCAUCACGCCAACAACAACCAGGACCCCGACAGCCCGUCCCCGGUGUCCCCGGAUGCCCACCCGACGCUCCACCACCACCGCCACCAUCACCACCACCACCACCACCAUCCGCACGGCCACUUGGGCCAGUCGGCGGCACACCACGGCUCGGCGGGCGGCGGGCUCAGCGUGGAGGAGCGCUUCUCGGACGACCAGCUGGUGUCCAUGUCGGUGCGGGAGCUCAACAGACACCUGCGCGGCUUCACCAAGGACGAGGUCAUCCGCCUCAAACAAAAGCGCAGGACCCUGAAGAAUCGCGGCUACGCGCAGUCGUGCAGGUUCAAGCGGGUGCAGCAGAAGCACGUGCUGGAGAACGAGAAGACGCAGCUGAUGAACCAGGUGGAGCAGCUCAAGGCGGAAAUCGGCCGCCUGGCCAGGGAGAGGGACGCCUACAAACUCAAGUGCGAGAAGCUCGCGGGCUCGGGAUCGGGGCCGAGCGCCGGCUUCCGCGAGGCGGGCUCGACCAGCGACAACCCCUCCUCGCCAGAGUUCUUCAUGUGAGUUGUUUUCCCAGGACCGCGGACGACCGAGAGACAAGCGUUCACCCCCGAUGACAAGAAACCGAUUAGGACGACAAAUAGAUCCACAUGUAAUCACGUGUCCAUCCGGGCGCCCGCCGAGGUGUCGCGGCAGCAUCUUUGUAAACUAGACUUGCUCGUUGAUGACACUUUGCAAUUCCCUCCUCCGAGAAAAGAGCCGCCAGAUGAACUGUGGCCCUCCUUUACCACAUAAUCUUGCUGUUAAAUGGCGCAGCACGCAGGCUCAGCAAGGAGGCCUGGCGUCGAGAAUCCCCACAAGCAAAA